Messenger RNA from Octopus bimaculoides (California two-spot octopus), 2137 nucleotides. RefSeq names its product CDK2-associated and cullin domain-containing protein 1. NCBI's taxonomy places the organism in Eukaryota, Metazoa, Mollusca, Cephalopoda, Octopoda, Octopodidae. The record is from RefSeq and is a predicted model, not a curated record. Gene Ontology annotation, molecular function: ubiquitin protein ligase binding; protein kinase binding. Gene Ontology annotation, biological process: G1/S transition of mitotic cell cycle; positive regulation of protein kinase activity; ubiquitin-dependent protein catabolic process.
CAAUUGUUGAGGAAAUCACAUAACGUGCAUUUUACGACGACUGUCGUAAAUCUGCCGGUUUUUGAUUUUCUCCCCUGGCAGUUAUUUGCCAUAAAACGACCGCAGAUGGUUGUCUGUUGUACGCGAGAUUUCAAUUCGGCUCGCUUACCUGCGUCGGUGUGUUAGUUGCAUUUCUUUUAAAAAAACCUAAGACAACUGAGUUGCAUCACCAUGGACGAAGAACCGAUGGAAGCAAUGUCGGAGGAGGUUCUGUUACAACGAAAUGCAGUCAGUGGCUGUGAAGGUUCGACUCACAGCCGUUGUGAAAAUGUAGAUGCAACUAACACGAGGAUGAUUCACAAAGAUCGAGCCUUCUCUGGCUCUGAAUUGUCCUCUGUUCCAAGCAAGGACCAAAAUAUGGUGGCAUAUUCUCAGACUGCAGAUUUCCCUUUGUUGUCAUCAUCGGCAGAGGAACUAUUUACCGAAAACGAGACGACAUCGCCGACAUCAAAUUCUAGCACUACUUGUACAACGACGCACGCUAACACUACGAAUACAUCUGAUGACACAAGAAAGUCACCUGGAAAUCCGCUUGUGCGACCUGGUACUAUGGUGAUGAUGACAAUAACAGAUGAAGAGUAUGAGACUCAGUAUUUACCUCAGUUGAUGGAUGCAAUCAAUCAACUCCUCACCAUUGCUCCAGGAACGUACAUCCCAAUCUCUUAUGAACAAAUGUAUAGUUGUGUCUACAAAUGUGUGUGUAAACAAUUCUCAGAGCGGCUCUAUACAGACCUGAUCAAUCACAUCCGCCGCCACUUAGGCCAGGUUGAUUCCCAUCUAAAGGAGUGUCGGAGUGAUUCCACAAUGUUUGUUGAACGAUUUUCUGUGUUAAUGAACCAGUAUUUACAAGCUUUAAAUGGAAUUGUGCCAAUAUUCAAUUACAUGAACCGGUUUUAUGUGGAAACCAAAUUAAAGACAGAUCUAAAUAAAGAACUGAGAAAUCUGUUUAGCGAGAUUGUUGUAGAGCAGCAUGUGAAUAACUUACUUAAUUUGUUGGAGAAAGCUUUGUCUGUUCCCUUCACUAUAUCCCCUCCUGUGAUGGCAAGCAUUAUCAAAAACCUUUAUUCUUUAAAUCCAGAUUAUGCCCAGUUAAAACCAGACGUAUUUGCCAAAUACAUUCCCAACAUCCGACCACCAACCUCCAUAUCAGAAUUGGAUGAAUAUGGUGCUGAAGACAGAAAAAUGCAACUAGAGUUGUUACAUAACCCAGAGUUCAGCUGGUCUGUAGAAUUUUUCAUUUCUUUCUCUAUUUUUUUUUUACUAUAUUUUUCUUAUCUUUGCAUUUUCUAAACGUCAUCACCAUAAUUUUGACUUCUCUUUUUCCAUGCUAGCAUGUAGUGGACAUAUUCUGUUGUAUAGCAUAUUGCCAAGUUCUCUUGAUUCAGUUUCAUUUUCUCUGCAAUGCACAAUAUUCUGAAGCCUUUCCUUCCCCAUACCUUUAUAUAACUUUCUUGGUUUUUCAGUGAUUCACCCUAACUGAAGGUUUAAGGUGCUGCACUGGUUACCGACCUCAAGAAUAUAUGUUCAAAACUUUUGCUUCUAGAGGCUAUUUCUGUUUUGUGCUUCUGGACAAAACGCAUCACUCAGCUUGCUUCAACCUAAACUCAAGUUAAUCUCUUCACAAACGUCUCAGAUCCAAAAUCCAAUACAUAAUUCCAUACUCUGUGUUAUUAAGCAGAUGAAAAACAAAUAUUUUCCUAAAAAUGACAUUAGUUAUCAUGGUAACUUUACCAGAAGUUUUGAUUUCUAUUGCCGAUGCCUGACCUAACACCAACCACUUUUACAGAUUGUUACCAGAUGUCUUUUCCCUUGACACUAGUACUUGACAGGAGGCGCAAUGGCCCAGUGGUUAGGGCAGCGGACUCGCGGUCAUAAGAUCACGGUUUCGAUUCCCAGACCAGGCGUUGUGAGUGUUUAUUGAGCGAAAACACCUAAAGCUCCACGAGGCUCAGGCAGGGGAUGGUGACGAACCCUGCUGUACUCUUUCAUCACAACUUUCUCUCACUCUUACUUCCUGUUUCUGUUGUGCCUGUAAUUCAGAGGGCCAGCCUUGUCACACUGUGUCACGCUGAAUAUCCCCGAGAACUACAUUAAGGGU